Rhea pennata is the source of this 3964-nucleotide messenger RNA. It is a transcript of the gene UPRT, whose product is annotated as uracil phosphoribosyltransferase homolog. The transcript has 7 exons. NCBI's taxonomy places the organism in Eukaryota, Metazoa, Chordata, Aves, Rheiformes, Rheidae. Gene Ontology annotation, molecular function: ribosylnicotinamide kinase activity. The record is from RefSeq and is a predicted model, not a curated record. The coding region runs from base 28 to 873 and encodes 281 amino acids. Gene Ontology annotation, cellular component: cytoplasm.
CGGUCGGGCGGCGGCGGCGCCCGGCGCAUGGAGGCGAUGCCCUGCCACAACCAGCAGCUGGGCCCGGCGGGCGGCCCGCGGCCGCAGCAGCAGCAGGACGAGCCGGCGGCGGCGGCGGGUGGCGGCUGCGGCGGGUCCCGGCUGAUCCGCUUCGCGGAGCCCGGCGAGAGCAGCAGCGGCAGCCCGAGCCCGGACAGCAGCAGCAACGGGCUGCUGCCCGAGGCCCCGCGCGGCGCGCCCGCCGCCGGCCCGCCGGCCCUGGGCGCCCAGCUCAAGCUGCUGCCCAUGAACGACCAGAUCCGCGAGCUGCAGACCAUCAUCAGGGACAAGACAGCCAGUAGAGGAGACUUCGUGUUUUCUGCUGAUCGUCUGAUCAGACUUGUGGUUGAAGAGGGACUGAAUCAGCUACCAUACACAGAAUGUACAGUGACCACUCCAACAGGAUACAAGUACGAAGGAGUGAAAUUUGAAAAGGGAAACUGCGGAGUCAGCAUUAUGCGAAGUGGAGAGGCAAUGGAACAAGGUUUACGAGACUGCUGUAGAUCAAUCCGCAUAGGAAAAAUCCUGAUACAGAGUGAUGAAGAAACUCAGAGAGCGAAAGUGUACUAUGCUAAGUUCCCACCAGACAUUUACAGGAGAAAAGUUCUUCUUAUGUACCCAAUACUAAGCACUGGUAAUACUGUAAUUGAGGCUGUAAAAGUUCUUAUAGAACACGGCGUACAACCAAGUGUCAUUAUCCUGUUAAGCCUGUUCUCCACGCCGCACGGUGCCAAAUCGAUCAUCCAGGAAUUUCCAGAGAUCACAAUAUUAACUACAGAAGUUCAUCCUGUUGCACCAACACACUUUGGACAGAAGUAUUUUGGAACGGACUGACACAUUUGGAAGAAACUGAUAUGGCUGUAUGAUAUUACAAAAUGUUUUUUUUUCUACGUUUUAUUACUUGUAGUAGAGCUGGUUGAGGGCAUAUUUAAAAAUCUUCUUCUUGGCCAAGGGUGGGGGGAAAACAUUUGACCUAUAUUACUUCUAGUUGGUUACUGCAUGACCACAGAAUCAGAUGCAGUAACAUAGCACCCUGAAUCAUUACAGACUGAAAUCAUCUAAAUGUUGUGCUUGUAUAAAUCGCUACACUUUCUCCUUUAACUUAUUUAUUCUUCUAUAGCCUGUUCUGUGGCUUUUUUUGCAAGAGCAAAAUAAAACUAAAUCAUUGAAGCAUGUACUAAUAUUGUUAAUGCAUACAUCACUCCAGUCUUUGGAUGUUGGCCAAUAACUGAAGAUGUAACUUUGAAUUUUUUUUGUUCUCUAUGGAUUGAUUUCAAAAGGCAUGCAAAGCCUUCUGCUGAAAAGAUCUGGGCUGCCCCAAACAACACCUCCUAAGAUAAGGGCACAGAACCCAGAGAAUCCCUUUUUUUGCUCAGAUAAAGAACAUUCCCCCCUCCAAAGCAGCAGUCUCAAUUGAAGUUGAGUAAGGCUUCCAGAGCUAGAAUGUUUUUCCUGAGCAUGGGCUAAGUUACAAGAAAUAACCAAUCACGAGUAUAAUUAAUAAAUUAGCCAAAAACGGUUUUAAUGCACUCCUUGCCUGCAGUACAGUAUAAACCAUGCAGGCUCUCUAGUAUAAACAAUAAUACAAAAUAACAAAGCAACAUGUACAGCAUAUUCAAUUAUAUAAACCAUAUAAACACUUUGAAAGUGCUAGUGAAACGCCAAGCAUUCAUAUUAAAGAGAAUGUUUGUUAGACAGUAAAAAUGAGUAUAUUGAAAGCUUUAGUAAAAACCAUUUGAUAUCCAAAGUCUCAAUGCCAGCAACAGCAGUAAACUCCUGAACCUGACUAAACAUUCCACAUGUUGUCAGUAGACUGUUAGCAACAUUCACUGGAAAACAUUUACUUCCUAUUAAUUUAAGGAAUGAAUUAGUAUUAAACAACAUAGCUCUGAUGUGUCAUGUCCUCAGCUGAACACAACAGCACUGAUUUAAUGCAAAAUUUGCAGACACAAAAUACUUACUUAUAAAUACCAACACUAGGUCCUGUUUUUAUGUAAAAGCAACCGAAUGCGGUAAUAUAUUAAUAAAAUGGAAUCUCUGUUAACAUUUCCAAUAAUUUAAGUUACUGGCAAAGUGCCCACUAAAAGCUAGUCUUCCUUGCUAUGAAAAGUUCUUUACAUUACAGUGGUUAUCAGUGAAAAGGAAAAACAAAAGUCAUUCUGACCCAGUCUAGGAGGUAGCAUAUUAGUUCCCAAACAAAGCUUUCUAAUGCAAGCGCAACCGUUUCAGCUACUGUUCUGUUUAAUGGAAGUUUUCUUGCCAAAUCCAAACCCAGCAAUGAACACCGAGUGAAACCAACUUGGUUUACUUUGAAGCGAGGCAAAACUCUCAAUACAGCUGAACUCUAACAUACAAGAGGUUUGUCAUUAACUAAUCCUAAGAUUUAGUUCAUAUUUGAAGGGCCCAUUUUAAAAAAAUAAACAUGAAUGAGUCUCUUUCUCAGCUGAAAAAUACCUGGAGAAAAAAAUUAUAAAAUAAUUUCUGUUUUGCAUGCUUCCAGCAAGAAAGGAAGCUGCAGUAGAAGCUUCCUUUUCAAACACCGCAGUUUGGAGUUACUCUGGAAUGGCUGUUUCCAUCAUCAGUAAGUACAGCAGAGGCCCACAGGUGAACAUAACCAUUGCAAAAGAAUUCCCCCACACGGCGCCAACGCGCAACAGACACCAGGUUCCACCCACCUCUUCACACAAGGUCUUUUAUGACACUAGUCAUAAAAUUUUAUCUCCUUCUCACCAGAGGCCGCGUCUGCAGCACCACGCCAGGUGGCCCCUUACAUAAGCAGGAUAUUAGAUGCUUAUAUGAGAAUUUACAUCUCUUUCUUACAUACACGCCAGAAGCACCAGGAUCCUCUGGGAAAGGGGAGAAACAAUACAGCAACACUUUCAAGAAUCCACAGGAUUUCAUUUCAGCUUAUAAAGGAAAGAGAUGAGAAGGUGCCGCACAUGCAAUUUUUCAUUUUAGAAAGCGGGCAGGGAGGACAAAGGUAUUUUUUUCCAUGCUUCCUGUGGGAUUUAGCCUCAAAAAUUUAGAGUCCAGUAAGUACUGAAAUACCAAGACUCCCAUCAAGUAAAAUACCUCUAUGUUAUAUGAGCUGUUUGGUACUAGUAUCUGAUAGGAGACUGUGUCUUCUUAAGCACAAUUGGAAUAAGAAAAAAAAUAUAUAUAUAUAUAACCCUUAUGAUUUUUUGACAGUGGCUGCUGUGAUCCACUUAAAGUUUUACAAAUGCUGUUGUAUUUACAAAUGCUAUUUUUCUUCUGUUGAUAGAAAAAAAAAGCCACGAAGGCGUAACAGACUUAUAGAUUUGUAUUUGAAAUAUAAACUUAUGUUUUAUUUCACAAAGUUUACAUUCCAAACUGAAGCUCGAAAGCAAAGAAACAUGAUUUUUAGGAAGAAGAUAAAAGGAACAUGGAAAGUUGGCUCCCACUGCUUUGAGCAAAGAAAGCUGUCUAAAUGGUAAGAAUCACAAACCCGGACCUGACAAAUGUUAAGUUUAGUUACAAAUAAAAUACAUAGUAUAACUCUUUAAAAUGGCACCUACUCACCUUCUUAGUCUCCAAAGAAAAUAGCACAAACAGUUGAAACCUGAUACAUUUUAACUGCAUAUUCAGGAGGAAGAGCACAAAGCGAGAAGUAAAAAGGACAGUAAGAAUAAAAAUGUGUAACAGCAGGUAUGAGCUCGAUGGUAACCAGCAGAGAAGCAAAUAAAACAUUAAGCAGGAAGCGUACACGGGCAGUGCCACAACGCUGCAAUGCUCAUCACUGCCAACCUGUUGGACAGACCAUUGCUUUUAAUGCAAAAUGCCACUCUACCAUGCAAAUGCUUUAAUUGACAGUUUCAAAAUGAGUUUAUUUUUGCAAGUGUUCUGUAACAAAACGGCAGCUGAUAUAAUUGGAAAAAUAUCAAUAAAAUCAAGGUAUUUUCAAGUA